Dovyalis caffra is the source of this 564-nucleotide messenger RNA. The record is from the annotation of a GenBank genome assembly. NCBI's taxonomy places the organism in Eukaryota, Viridiplantae, Streptophyta, Magnoliopsida, Malpighiales, Salicaceae.
AUGCAUGCUGCCAUCUGCUUUCUCAUUUUUGUGUUGCUAGCUCUCCUCCAAAUCAAAUAUCAAAACAAAGGAACGUCCCCUUUUGAGGCACACGGUACCAUUAUAUUGCUUUUCAUUGUGUCCUCCUUUGUCUACUCGAUGGCUUUGCUUGCUUUCAUAGCUCUACUACUACGAGCCCACCAGCAGCAGUUGGAAACACUUUGUUUCGUCACAGUUCUUAAGCACAUUUCUCUCGUUUCUGGAGCUCUUACUUGCGAUUUACUCCUCUUGAUACUCUGCCCUGCCUUUGGAUACUUUGUGUUGAUCUUUUGUGGAGCUGUCAUACUUGUGAGGGCACUCCUUGGAUCCUACCAGCAAAUUCUUGGUCGGUUGCUAGAAGUUGCAGCCAUCGCAGCAAUAGCAAGAGACCUGAUCAUGCAUUUUUUCCAUGGAUCAAGUCUGCAGGAGGCUCAUAAUCAGGCAUAUAGCAUGAUUUCUCAAUCAAUUACCAAUGUUUUUACAAAUCACAACUCGACUGAUCAAGGUGGUGGGGAUCACACUACAAUUCAAAUUGUUAGUGUGUAA